Molecule: messenger RNA, 739 nt
Organism: Aspergillus heteromorphus CBS 117.55
Lineage: Eukaryota; Fungi; Ascomycota; Eurotiomycetes; Eurotiales; Aspergillaceae
Exons: 1
Coding region: 126-668 (180 amino acids)
Source: RefSeq, a predicted model, not a curated record
GGUCUGGUCUGGGCCGGGGCAGUUGGUUUGUGAACCAGAUGGGUUGGUUGGAUGGUCGGAGUUGAGAGGACAUGGCAUCUUGACUGUCUGGGACUGUGGUUUCCCAUCUGCUUUCUCCGUUCGAGAUGUGUGUAUGUCUGUGUGUCUUGUUCAUCCGAUGCAGCUUGCCUGAGGCCAAUGCGGGGCAGAUCGAGGCUCGUUCUGGCCGAACUGGCGGCGCGUCGAAGAACCAAAGCGCUUCAGCUUCCCCCCGUCGGCGCUUCCCAAUCUUGCUUGCUUCUUGCUUCUUGCUUCCUGCUUCCUGCUUCCUGCUCCAUGCUUCAUGCAGGUCGGUAGUAGAUUCCAGUCCUGCUAGUCUGCUGCUAGCCUCCUGCUGCCAAAUCCCUUCCCCUUCCCCUUCCCCGCUCCCUUGUCCUCUUCUCUUCUGCUUGGUUCACGAGCAGCCGCAUGUUGGAACGCGAAAGACGGAUGAAGUGAAAGAUGCACGUAUGCCCAACACAGUGCCAAAGGGAAAGCAACGAAUCAUGGCUCCUUGGCCAGCGGAAAUGGCCUGGGUCGAGUCUACCUCCCUACCCCUUCCCUCUUCGCUGGCAACUUGUGUCUCCCGCAGAGAGAAUCUUGGUGCACAAGCCAUCCCUGCUGAAGGUUUGGUUUACCGCGCCGGAUGAUAGUGACAGCCUCCAGGAAAGCUCUGGCCACACCCUGCACUCGACUCUGCAGCUCCCUCCCCACCCCCUGU